AUGAUCUACCGGGCACCCACAUUCACCUACCAUGAUCUACCAUCACCUGCCAUCAUCUACCAGGCACCCACAUUCACCUACCAUGAUCUACCAUCACCUGCCAUCAUCUACCAGGCACCCACAUUCACUUACCAUUAUCUACCAUCACCUGCCAUCAUCUACCAGGCACCCUUAUUCACUUACCAUGAUCUACCAUCACCUGCCAUCAUCUACCAGGCACCCUUAUUCACUUACCAUGAUCUACCAACCAGGCAACCACGUUCACCUACCAUGAUCUACCAUCACCUGCCAUCAUCUACCAGGCACCCACGUUCACCUACCAUGAUCUACCAUCACCUGCCAUCAUCUACCAGGCAACCACGUUCACCUCCGGAGCCGCCGCCAGUCGUCUACCGGCAAGUCGGGAGUUCAGCGAGGAGAUGA
Penaeus monodon (black tiger shrimp) is the source of this 423-nucleotide messenger RNA. Its product is annotated as extensin-1-like. NCBI's taxonomy places the organism in Eukaryota, Metazoa, Arthropoda, Malacostraca, Decapoda, Penaeidae. The transcript has a single exon. The coding region runs from base 1 to 423 and encodes 140 amino acids. The record is from RefSeq and is a predicted model, not a curated record.